AUGGAGCGUCCAGUGGAAGAGAUAUCGACGGUUAUCCGUCUUCUUACCCAGUCUAUCCCCUCGUUGCAAGAAAAGGCCAUCGAGCGAUUCUUCACUAGCGAUGCCUCAUUCUAUCAUCCAUUCUGUUUUGUUCCCAGCUUCGAAGGGAGUCGAUGGUACGUGCUAAAAAUCUUCCAAUGGUACAAAAUCAUGUCGCCCCGGAUUGAAAUUGAAAUACAUUCCAUUGCAUUCGAUGAGAAACAACUCAAACUCUACAUUAAUAUGUCACAAAUCUUCUCUAUCUGGAUUGUGCCAUUCCAUGUCGCACCGGUAACUCUUACAACGGUUCUUGAUCUGACCACUGAGACUCGAAGUGAUCAGGAUCAGCCGUUGUAUUACAUCAAGAAGCAGGAAGAUCUUUAUCAGACCUCGGAGUUUAUCAAAUUCUUGUUACCGCACGUGGGGCACGCCCUGGCCUCGGCAUGGCAACUGUUCGCAACGUGCUUCUGCAUUCUCGGCGUUUUUGCUCUAUUCCCAAUGCUGUGGCUUGAGGAGAAUGGUUACCUGCCUGGUCGAAUUGCACAGGGUAAUUUAGCUUACAGCAUUGAUCGCAAAGUUGAGGAGAUUAAACAGAAGUGA
Molecule: messenger RNA, 618 nt
Organism: Penicillium odoratum
Lineage: Eukaryota; Fungi; Ascomycota; Eurotiomycetes; Eurotiales; Aspergillaceae
Exons: 3
Coding region: 1-618 (205 amino acids)
Source: RefSeq, a predicted model, not a curated record